AUGGGAAGAAUGCACAAGCUCAAAUCAUCUCAGAAGGACAAGGUCCGCCAGUUCAUGGCAUGUACUCAGGCUGGUGAAAGAAUCGCUGUCUACUGCUUAACACAGGAUGAGUGGAAACUAGACGAGGCCACGGACAGCCUCUUCCAAAACCCAGACUCGUUCCACAGGGAAUCGACCCGGAACAUGGUAGACAGGAAGAAGCUGGAGCAGCUGCACAGCAGAUACAAAGACCCACAAGAUGAAAACAAAAUUGGACUUGGUGGGAUCCAACAAUUUUGUGAUGAUUUAAGCCUGGACCCUGCCAGCAUUAGUGUUUUGGUCAUAGUGUGGAAAUUCAGGGCAGCGACUCAAUGUGAAUUUCGCAAAAAGGAAUUUGUAGAUGGCAUGACAGAGCUUGGGUUUUGGCAGCUUGCUCAUUGGAAUGCUCCCACUGUCCUUGUCACUCUGGGGCCUCUUCUGCUGACACUGACCCUGUCUCAGCCCUCCCGGGUGUGA
Molecule: messenger RNA, 495 nt
Organism: Otolemur garnettii (small-eared galago)
Lineage: Eukaryota; Metazoa; Chordata; Mammalia; Primates; Galagidae
Product: DCN1-like protein 2
Exons: 2
Coding region: 1-495 (164 amino acids)
Biological process (GO): positive regulation of ubiquitin-protein transferase activity; protein neddylation
Cellular component (GO): ubiquitin ligase complex
Molecular function (GO): ubiquitin conjugating enzyme binding; cullin family protein binding; ubiquitin-like protein binding
Source: RefSeq, a predicted model, not a curated record